AUGGAGCUUUUGGUGCAUGUCACUUCACAGAAGUUCUGUCUUGUUUGUUUGACUGCAUCCUCAGCUAUUAAAGGUGCUAUCCAGCUGGGAAUAGGAUACACGGUAGGAAACCUUACAUCAAAACCAGACAGAGAUGUCCUUAUGCAAGACUUCUAUGUAGUGGAAAGUGUCUUUCUACCCAGUGAAGGAAGCAAUCUCACCCCUGCUCAUCAUUAUCCUGACUUCAGAUUUAAGACGUAUGCACCUCUUGCUUUCCGCUAUUUCAGAGAACUUUUUGGUAUCAAGCCUGAUGAUUACUUGUAUUCAAUCUGCAGUGAGCCUUUAAUCGAAUUAUCCAAUCCAGGUGCCAGUGGGUCCCUCUUUUUUGUAACUAGUGAUGACGAGUUCAUCAUCAAAACAGUUCAACACAAAGAGGCUGAGUUUCUUCAGAAGCUCUUACCAGGUUAUUAUAUGAAUCUGAACCAGAAUCCAAGAACUCUCCUACCCAAAUUUUAUGGACUGUACUGCGUUCAGUCAGGAGGCAUUAAUAUUAGAAUUGUUGUAAUGAACAAUGUUUUGCCACGAGCCUUGAGAAUGCAUUUCACGUAUGACUUGAAAGGCUCCACAUACAAACGGAGGGCAUCAAGAAAAGAGAGGGAGAAGUCCAACCCUACGUUCAAAGACUUGGAUUUCUUGCAAGACAUGCAUGAAGCAUUGUAUUUUGACUCUGAAACUCACAGCGCGCUGAUGAAAACACUACAGCGGGAUUGUCGAGUAUUAGAAAGUUUCAAGAUCAUGGAUUACAGCCUGCUCCUGGGAAUCCACAUACUGGAUAGUAACAUGAAAGAAAAAGACGGGGAUAGUUCCCAGAGCACAUCUGAUGCAAAACGUCCAGGAGGGCAGAAGGUGCUCUAUUCUACAGCCAUGGAGUCUAUACAGGGCCCCGGCAAGUCUGGGGACUCUGUCAUCACAGAGGCAACAAAUACAAUGGGAGGUAUUCCAGCUAAAAGCCAUAAAGGGGAAAAAUUGCUUCUGUUUAUGGGCAUUAUUGAUAUUCUGCAGUCAUACAGGUUUAUGAAGAAGUUGGAACAUUCCUGGAAAGCUCUUGUUUAUGAUGGGGACACUGUUUCAGUUCACAGACCAAGUUUUUAUGCUGACAGAUUUUUGAAGUUUAUGAGUACAAGAGUUUUCAAAAAAGUUCAAGCUUUAAAGACUUCUCCUUCCAAGAAACGGUGCAAUUCAAUCGCAGCCCUGAAGGCAACAUCACAAGAGAUAGUAUGUGCAGUCAGUCAAGAGUGGAGGGAUGAGAAGCGUGGCAUCCUUACUGAGGGGCAGAGCUAUUCCAGCCUUGAUGAGGAAGUGCUAAGUUCACGGCACCGGCCGGAUCUAGUGCCCAGUACUCCAUCACUGUUUGAAGCAGCUUCCUUGGCAACUACAAUUUCUUCUUCUUCCUUGAAUGUAGAUGAGCACUGUCAACGUGAUGAAACCAUGCUCUUCUGUAGCAGUAAAGGGCUGCCUUCAAGUUCAACGUUCACUUUAGAAGACAGUGCCAUCUACUUGACUUCAGAACCGAGCACACUGGAAAUGGAAAAUGAUAAUGCUUCAGUUUUGGAUGUCUAUUUAUAAUAAAGAACACAUGAAGAAUAAAACUACAAUGGACAGAAAUGACCACAGCUGAUGACCAGCACUCUCUGCACUCCUGGUUUAAAAAGAAUGAACUGCUGAGCCUACUAGUCAAAGAGUAAUAAUCAACUGGACUUAUCUCUAAGAAACAUCAGGAUCUUUGAAGCACGGAAAAGACUGAUAGACUUGGCAAAUGUGACAUGAAACAUUCCACACUCUGCUAUCACGUGCUGUUGCUUGCUAAAUUGUGAAGAACUGUCUGUUAAGAGCUGCUUUCUAGUAACCUGCCAAUCACCUUUUUUUGGACUUGAAAGUGGUAUUUUCUUGCAUGCAUUCUGUAACUAUGCACAAGCAAAGUGUAUUAUCUGUUUUAUCUAUUUAAAAAUCAGCACAGUGGUGAGUAAAAUUAACUUCAUUUGUUUUCACCCUUCAAUUCUAAUCACUUAAGUCCAUACUGGUGGAAAUUUGAAUUGAUUACAUGCAAGGGUUAAGGUAAGUCUCUUCACAUAAUAUAUGAAAAUGAGCCUCAAACUAUUUUCACUGUUGGUGAAAAGAA
Messenger RNA from Rhea pennata, 2158 nucleotides. It is a transcript of the gene PIP5K1B, whose product is annotated as phosphatidylinositol-4-phosphate 5-kinase type 1 beta. Gene Ontology annotation, cellular component: plasma membrane. The record is from RefSeq and is a predicted model, not a curated record. Gene Ontology annotation, biological process: phosphatidylinositol phosphate biosynthetic process. Bases 1 to 1605 code for a protein of 534 amino acids. Lineage: Eukaryota; Metazoa; Chordata; Aves; Rheiformes; Rheidae. The transcript is spliced from 13 exons. Gene Ontology annotation, molecular function: 1-phosphatidylinositol-4-phosphate 5-kinase activity.